UGCUGCACGCAUCAUCCCUCCUCACCAUGUGUGUGUUUGACGUCAGAAACUUAGGAGGGGCUCCUCCGUGAGGCUGGUUGCUGUUUGUGGUGCUGAAACAACGCCUGUAUUGUGUUGCCGUUUAGCCACUUCGGCUCCAGUUUCUACCCGUUUUCUUCGUAUUGUUAUUAUUAUUAUCCGAGCCCUCCGACAUGCUCUCUCUGUGAGAGUCUCCUCCGAGCGGCCGACACUUUGAGUUUGGCGUUAAACAACAUGCUGUUUUAGCGGAGGUGAGCGAUGGAUUGGAGUAUAGGCAGGAGCGGUAUGGAUUCAGUCUGGUGUCCCGUCCUCUUCGCUGCAUUGGCUGUCAGCCUUUGCUCCUCACCUGCCCUCGCCGACAGAAAAUUUGGUUGCCUGUUUGAAGAUGAGCUCUGUACACCCUAUGAGUUCUGCGUCAACGAUGGAGUGUUUGGAAGGUGCCAAGAACUGGCCGGUGCAGACCUGCACACGUACGAUAUUUCUCCCUCUGCUCUGCAACGUCUCAGGAUCCUCCUCCAGAAACUGGCUCACAGAGGUUUGACAUGGCAGGAUGACAUCACUCAGCAGGUCAUCUCCAGAGAGCUCUCCAAAUUGAAGAACAUCCCCCUCCGCCAUCAGGCCACCCCUCCAAGCCUCCUGGCCACCUACAGCAGCUCCAGAGACAGGAAACUGAGGCCUGGACAAGAUGAGUUGACUAGAAACCUUCAUAAGUACCUCACGGGACUGGGCUUCCUGCCGCGGGCUGAAAUAGAUGGACAACUGGGAGUCCAACAUGAGGUGGCCAAUGUUCAAAAAGAAGACAUCAAAUCUGAUGACCGUUCAGAGCCCAGCCAGCCAAAGCCCAAGCAGGGCUGGAAGGAGACCACAAUCUAUAGUCUUCAGAAAGGAGCCGGCCAGCCUCCAAUCACCAAAGUCGUUACACAGAGUGGAGAGGGCAGGCACCCCAAGCUCAGUAAAGCUUACUCCAACCAGAACCCAGGAAAGAGCACGCUGCUUUCCAGCCAUAUGGAACGGCUUCUUUCCGGGGCACCAGGCACUCAGCAGGGCAGUCCAGGUGGCGAGGCAAUGUGGCCCAAAGGAAAGCUCCACUACCUCAGCUACGUGCAACCAGCUUUAAACGACCACGCAGAGCCACAAACUCAGGUUGCUUUUGGCUCCAAAGCCCAAAAGCCAAAUCUAAACCAACUGCUAUUCAAGACUGACUCGAACCGACUCACCGCAAAACAGCCUCUUAGGGCCAUGGAUGAGCGAUUCAUCCAGAAUCUGGUGAACCAACUGGGGAGGCACAGCAUCAACAUGGAUGCUUUGAUGGGCAAAGAUUUGGACCAGCUGGCUGAAGUCAUCACAGGAGCUCUGCGGGAGGUGGAUGUGGAGCGGCCUGCGCUUGAAGCUCAGCCAGGACCAGGAGCCACUGACUCCAGGGGGAACAUGGAGGGUAACAGGGAGCCCCAGGCAGCAAUGCAUUUGAAUCAAGACCAGGACCUGAAAUCAGAUAAAGAGCAGGAUCUAAACCAGAAAAACACACUGAGAAUGAAACAGCAAGGCCAGAAAAUAGACGGCGCAGACAAAGAGCCCGUUGACAAGCAUACCGCCUUCUUCUCCAAGCUGCUGGACUACCUCAACAUGGAGCCCUUUGGUAACGCUCCAGAGGUCAACAGUGGACCACCAGCCCCGCUCCAGAAAAUGGUAGGACUGGAGACCGUGCAUAGCCGCACAACGCAAGAUCGGGCUCCCGUCCCCCACCGCUGGGAGGAAAAGACCAUGACAGCACCUGCGAAGGAAGGGUCCACUUUGCGGUUGACCGGUGAGGCAGAGGACACUGACGUACAGGUCGAUUCUGACAUUGACAAGUGGAUGCAGAGGAUUCAAGGCCCAGAAGGAAGGAAGCAGCUGGAGGAGCCACAGAAGAAGGACAUGAAAGUCAAAACCCAGCUGGUCCAUGUGGGAGUGAAGGAGUUUUCCAGCAGAGGGAAGGACAGACACUUUGGCUACAUCAUCACCGGCACAGACUCCCUCACCACUGACCAGGGCACGGACCUGAUGGAGCAUCUGACCCAGAGAUUGAGCCUCCACGCUGCAGACCUCACCCAGCUCUCCGUCCUUGGCCCUGCCCUGACGUUCAGAGUCGGUCCGAACCCCAAGAACGUCACCACUGCAGAUCUAGUUCAAGUUGCAGUCCAACAGAAGCAGCAGCUGGAGAAGGAGACGGGCCUGAAGAUAGUGGAGGCUGGAGUUAGUGAUAGGGGCAGCCUGACCCAGAUCCCCGUGGUGAAGGAGACCAGGGUGGAGUCGGGCCAGUUUCUGCUGCUCUCCGUCCUCUGCAUGCUCUUCAUCCUGGUGGCCGUGGCAGUGUCGGCCACUUUCUUCUGCGUGCGCCAGCGCUCGCACCUACACAUGAAGGAGAAGCUAGCCAGUCUGGGGACUGACACCAGUACUGAUGCCACUGCAACCUAUCAGGAGUUGUGUCGUCAGCGGAUGGCGAUACGAACAUCGGAGCGCGUCGAGCGGCCGGAGACGUUGCGCCACUCUCGGCUCAACAGCGUGUCAUCUCAGUUCAGCGAUGGCCCUGCAGCCAGCCCGUCGACCCGCAGCAGCACCUCCUCCUGGUGUGAAGAGCCAGUCCCAUCCAACAUGGACAUCUCCACUGGUCACAUGAUACUGUCAUACAUGGAGGACCACUUGAAGAACAAGAACCGUCUGGAGCGUGAGUGGGAGGCGCUGUGCUCCUACCAGGCAGAGCCCAGCGCCUGCAGCGUGGGCCAAGGCGAGCAGAACUCCAAGAGAAACCGCUCUGACGCCGUAGUCGCAUACGAUCAUUCCAGGAUCACCUUGAAAGCGGAGAACAACCACAGCAACUCUGAUUACAUCAAUGCCAGUCCAAUUAUGGACCAUGACCCUCGCAACCCUACUUACAUCGCGUCGCAGGGUCCCCUAGCUUCCACCGUGGCGGACUUCUGGCAGAUGGUGUGGGAGAGCGGCUGCGUCGUCAUCGUCAUGCUGACCCCGCUGUCGGAGAAUGGAGUGAAGCAGUGCCACCACUACUGGCCCGACGAGGGAUCCGACGUCUACCACAUAUACGAGGUGAAUUUGGUGUCUGAGCACAUCUGGUGUGAGGACUUCCUGGUACGGAGCUUCUACCUCAAGAACCUGCAGACUAACGAGACCCGCACCGUCACUCAGUUCCACUUCCUGUCCUGGAUGGACCGUGGGAUCCCCAGCUCAGCCAGGACCCUCUUAGACUUCCGCAGAAAGGUUAACAAGUGCUACAGAGGUCGAUCUUGCCCGAUAAUUGUCCACUGCAGUGAUGGAGCUGGCAGGAGUGGGACUUACAUUCUGAUUGACAUGGUCCUCAAUAGGAUGGCUAAAGGUGCUAAAGAGAUUGAUAUUGCCGCUACCCUGGAGCACUUGAGAGACCAGAGAGCUGGCAUGGUCCAGACAAAGGAGCAGUUUGAGUUCGCGCUGACAGCCGUGGCAGAAGAGGUGAACGCCAUCCUGAAAGCACUUCCUCAGUGAAGGCAUCGCAACCCACUCCCCCCACCACCUCACACCCAACACACAUACACACAUAUACCUUCCUCUCGCUCGCUGAGCACCGGUUUCCUCUGCCCACUCAAGACUGACAUCUCUCUCUGGCCUGCCUUCUCCUCGCUCUGUUUCUCCCUCUUCUCCCUCUGCCUCCUCUUCACCUCUAUAUAUACUGUAUACUUAUGAAUGUCGUGCCAGAUAUCUCACCUGGAUCCAUAUACACAAAAUUUCCCUCAGCGUACGGCCGCUGAGCCGCGAUCAGUCGGUGCUGUCCGAUCAGCGGCCGCGCUGGGAGAUUUUUUUUGUCAGUAUGAACCCCGGUCCUCUUUAACUGUGACGUCGGUUUUUUUGAACAUACCAUCCUAGUGCCACUGACGAGAUGUUUACGUGAUGUCAAGUGAAGAUUUUUGUUCCAAAAUGAGCAAAAAAAAAAGAAAAAAAACUGAUGCAAAAAGCUUAGAAAAUGAUCUCCGGCACAUUUAAAACAUGCUAUGGUAAAGCUGCAACUAACAGUUAUUUUCCCGGUUAAUCGUUCAGUUUAGGAAAUGUUAAUAAAAAAAAAGAAAAUGUAUUUUUUUAAUAUGACUAACAGUCUGAAAUCUUGAGAUAUAAAUCAUUGUUUUAUCAGAGAAAGAAAGUUUUAUUGGCAUUUCUUUUCUUUUUUUUUGGCUUUACUCCACCAACUAAUCACUGCAGCUCUAAACUAUAGUGCUAUGUAAAGUAAAUGAACUUCCUGCCUGUAAAACCCGUAUUAUUGUACAGAUUAUAUCCUCUAAAUGAAUCGAUGUAGCGUUUUGGAGCUCCUCACACGUUUCUCCUCUGUGAUCUGAAUCAGCUACUACAUCGUGUGUACAGAUGUUGAAGCGUGUGCGUUGUUGUACUUUGGGUCAAGACAUCUCACUGUCAUACUAAACCACAGGUUUUCCGACUCCGAGCCCCCCACACGUCACGAUUGUUGUGAAACACAUCAGCUGUUCUCUUAUUCCUCAUUGUAUUGUUUUUACAUUUGACGCCACCAACUGUUUAUUGCAUAAACAUCUCUGUUAAUAGUAAAUGUGAAAUAUACUAACUGAGAUAGUUAUUGCUUCUAUUUAGAAAUACUGUCAUGCUGUAUGGAUAGUAAUAAUAUAUUUAAGAAGACCUUAUAUUGGGAUUGUUGCUAAAUUUCUUUGUCCCUCCAUCACUGGUAUGGUAUAUUGUGACAUUUUGUGCAACAUGACCGAUUAAUCCCUCCAUGUAUAGACGACGAAAGACUUUAUGAAAACUUACAUAGUGCUAUUGAAGAUGUAUACUGAGAGCCUCAAUGAGAACUAUAUAUUUUGUGUGAGAAGUAAUAUUCAGAUUGAUAAUAAAUCCGAACGGACCAUACCGCUC
Messenger RNA from Oreochromis niloticus (Nile tilapia), 4917 nucleotides. It is a transcript of the gene ptprn2, whose product is annotated as protein tyrosine phosphatase receptor type N2. Gene Ontology annotation, cellular component: synapse; secretory granule. The record is from RefSeq and is a predicted model, not a curated record. The transcript has 22 exons. The coding region runs from base 277 to 3531 and encodes 1084 amino acids. Gene Ontology annotation, biological process: insulin secretion involved in cellular response to glucose stimulus; regulation of secretion; protein dephosphorylation. Gene Ontology annotation, molecular function: protein tyrosine phosphatase activity. NCBI's taxonomy places the organism in Eukaryota, Metazoa, Chordata, Actinopteri, Cichliformes, Cichlidae.